AUGGCGACGGCGAUGCAGCGGUGCGGCGGGGCAGCGAGGCGAACUCUGGCGGCGGCGACUCAGCAGCAGCCUUCAUCUUCAUUUUCUUCACUGUCACCAUCUUCUUCUUCUUUAGUGUUAGGGUUGCCGAUUCAGUGCGGCCGAGGGGACAAGAAGACGAAGAAAGGGAAGAUAUUCAUCGGCUCGUACGGGAACUCGAGGCCGAAGAAGGACAAGAAGAUUGAACGGAUCAAGGACAAAAAUGAGCUCCCCAGGUCCACUCCUUGGCCCCUCCCCUUCAAGCUCAUCUGA
Linum tenue is the source of this 291-nucleotide messenger RNA. NCBI's taxonomy places the organism in Eukaryota, Viridiplantae, Streptophyta, Magnoliopsida, Malpighiales, Linaceae. The record is from the annotation of a GenBank genome assembly.